Molecule: messenger RNA, 3053 nt
Organism: Neltuma alba
Lineage: Eukaryota; Viridiplantae; Streptophyta; Magnoliopsida; Fabales; Fabaceae
Product: ent-kaur-16-ene synthase, chloroplastic-like
Exons: 14
Coding region: 517-2910 (797 amino acids)
Biological process (GO): gibberellin biosynthetic process
Cellular component (GO): chloroplast
Molecular function (GO): terpene synthase activity; magnesium ion binding
Source: RefSeq, a predicted model, not a curated record
AGCUUGUGGUUGCGAAGACCCCUCGCCAGACACAGGUUGCUUACCGGCAGGAGAAUGCAGACCCGAGAGUUUGGCCGAGAUAUCUUGCAACGUUACCUUGAGGUUGGCAAUGUUCGACGACUGUUGCUCCAUACGGACCGUAACAGAAUUCAGGAUGGUUUGUUGAAGGUCGAGACGACGCUCAAUGUCUCCAAGACGCUCCGUCGAGGAUCGCGUCUCCGGCGGUGCCAUGGGCCAGAGAGCAAAGGCUCUGAUACCUUUGAUAAGUGUAAAAGGAGAAAUAACAGAAUAUUCUUCACGAAUCGCAAUUCAGGCAGUACAAGGUAUAUAACCGAACCUCAAGACACGUCACACACUCAUCCUCUCUCUUGUAACUAACUAUUCGGUAUUUACCUUUUUCCCGAAAUAUAUGCGAACUGAGUCGAUCACAAUCACCCUGGCUCUGUGGUGGGGAUUCUGCGUGAGCUUCAUUUUGGAGAAUAUUUUCUCCAAUUUCCGAGAAUCUGAGAGACGAGAAUGUCUCUCACACGCCCCAUUGCAGCUCUGAAUCUCACUUCAGCUUCAGCUUGUUUGUCAGUGGAAUCAGAUGUGAAGAAAAAGAUGAACAGCAGUGCUUUGUGCCUUGAGGGGACUAAAGAAAAAAUCAAGAAGAUGUUCAAUAAGGUUGAACUUUCUAUUUCUUCAUAUGAUACGGCUUGGGUAGCAAUGGUCCCUUCAAUAAAUUCUCCUGAUGUCCCCUUUUUCCCUGAGUGCGUGAAUUGGUUAUUGGAGAAUCAACUAUUUGAUGGUUCGUGGGGUCUUCCUGGUCAUGAUCCUUUGUUAUUGAAAGAUGCUCUCUUAUCUACCUUCGCUUGUGUCCUUGCUCUGAAGCAAUGGGGUGUUGGUGAACAGCAAACUACCAGAGGUCUUCAAUUUAUUGAGUCAAACAUUGCUUCAAUCACUGAUGAGAAGCAACACUGUCCUAUCGGAUUUGAUAUAAUUUUCCCUUCUCUUCUUGAGUCAGCUCAAAGUUUAGGCGUAUAUCUUUCUCUUGGAUCAACUAGUUUAGAAGGACUCAUUCGCAAGAGAGAGUUGGAGCUGAGACAAGGCUAUCAAAGCAAUUCAGAAGGGCGGGGAGCAUAUCUAGCAUAUGUUGCAGAAGGUAUCGGGAAAAGUCAGGACUGGCAAAUGGUCAUGAAGCAUCAAAGGAAGAAUGGAUCUUUGUUUAACUCACCUGCCACAACAGCUGCAGUUUUUCAACACCUAAAGAAUGAUAACUGUCUUAAUUACCUUCGAUCAGUGUUAAAACAGUUUGGGGAUGCUGUUCCAACAGUUUAUCCUCUGGACGUAUAUGCUCGUCUCUGUAUGGUUGACAGUCUUGAGAGGUUAGGUAUUGAUCAUCAUUUCAGCAAGGAAAUUCAAAGUGUAUUAGAUGAAACAUACAGAUACUGGAUUGAUGGAGAAGAAGAGAUAUUCUUAGACCCCACUUGCUGUGCCCUGGCAUUUCGCUUAUUACGACUCCAUGGAUAUGAUGUUUCUUCAGAUCCAUUUAAUCAAUAUUCGGAAGAUAAAUUCUCAAAUUCCUUGAAAGGGUACUUGAAGGAUGUUGGUGCUGUCUUAGAGCUAUAUAAAGCUUCACAAAUCAUGAUACAUCCAGGGGAAGAAGUUCUGGUGAAACAAAAUGCCUGGACAAGAAAUCUCUUGAAGCAGGAAUUAUCACCAUACCAAGUACACGUUGAAAGGCUUUUUAGUCAUGUUGAACAAGAGGUCAAUGAUGAACUUAAAUUUCCUCAUCAUAAGAAGUUGGACCGGUUGUUAAACAGGACAUCAAUAGAGCACUAUAAUUUGGAGGAUACAAGGCUUUUAAAAACUUCAUACAGGUCUUUCAAUCUCGCAAACGAAGAAUUUCUGAAGUUGGCAGCAGAAGACUUCAAUAUCUGCCAAUCAAUACAUCGCAAAGAAUUUAAACAACUUGCAAGGUGGGUAGUGGAUAGCAAACUAGACAAGCUCGAAUUUGCAAGGCAGAAAUUAGGCUAUUGUUACUUCACCAGCGCAGCAACAUUGUUCUACCCUGAGCUUUCUGAUGCCCGCAUAGCAUGGGCAAAAAAUGGGGUGCUCGCAACAGUUGUCGAUGAUUUCUUUGAUGUUGGUGGUUCUGAAGAGGAGUUAGUGCAACUAAUUCAGCUGGUUGAGAGAUGGGAUGUAGAUCUCAGUGAUGUUUCUUGUUCUGAGUCAGUCAAGAUAAUAUUUUCUGCAGCUCGGGACACAAUUUUUGAGAUUGGGGAGAAUUCAUUGAAGUGGCAAGAUCGUAAUGUAAAAGACCAUGUUAAAAAAAUGUGGUUGGAUUUGAUGCGAUCUAUGUUGAAGGAAGCUCAGUGGUCGAAAACACAGUAUGUUCCGACAACUGAUGAAUAUAUGGCAAAUGCAUAUGUAUCUCUCGCCUUGGGAUCAAUUGUGCUGCCAACACUCUAUCUCGUGGGGCCUAAGCUUCCAACUGAUUUGGCUGAAAAUCCUGAAUACCAUCGACUGUAUGAGCUAAUGAGCACUUCUGGGCGUCUCCUUAAUGAUUUUAAUAGCUACAAGAGGGAAUCUGCACAAGGGAAAUUGAAUGCAUUCACUUUGCGAAUUGCUCAAAGGGGUGGGGACGUUACUGAAGAAGAUCUGAUUCAGGAGAUGAAGGAUAUCAUUGAGGAAAACAGAAGAGAGCUCCUAAGACUGGUUUUGCAGGAAGAAGGUAGCACAAUUCCAAGAGCUUGCAAGAAUCUGUUUUGGAACAUGGCAAAAGUUUUGUAUCUCUUCUACUUGAAGGACGAUGGGUACACGUCACAUGAGUUAUUAUCUGCUGUAAGUGACGUGCUCGAAAAACCGGUCGUCCUCCAUGAAUUUUCAAAGGACGCAGCUAAGGAAAACUUGAAUCCUGUGUCAACUUAGGAACGACGGUGGUGAUGUCUCAGUUCAUCUGAUUUUGGGAGGCCCCCUUGUGAAUAAAUCGAUCUCAUUUAAUUGCUUUCUUACAUAAAUAUUUCAUCAUAUGUGUGUCCUACGCUUGGCAAAUGAUCAUGUUCCCCAAGUCA